Messenger RNA from Populus trichocarpa (black cottonwood), 584 nucleotides. RefSeq names its product cytochrome c oxidase subunit 5C. The transcript is spliced from 2 exons. Bases 191 to 382 code for a protein of 63 amino acids. The record is from RefSeq and is a predicted model, not a curated record. NCBI's taxonomy places the organism in Eukaryota, Viridiplantae, Streptophyta, Magnoliopsida, Malpighiales, Salicaceae.
CUGAUCCAUUUACCAGGUCAAUCCCGGGCGGGUUUAAUAAAAAAAAGCUCCGAACGAUUCCUUGGCCUGUCCAACAAACGCCCUCGGUGUUAGAGAAGAUUCACAAACAUAAUUAGGCUCUCGUUUCUGUGGAACCUCCGUAAUCAGCUUCUCAGCUGUUCAUUUAAGUUCAGGUUACCAGAAAAGUGAAAUGGCCGGCGGUAGGGUUGCUCAUGUGACCUUAAAAGGACCAAGUGUUGUCAAGGAGAUUUGUAUUGGGAUUGCACUUGGCUUGGCUGCUGGUAGUCUUUGGAAAAUGCAUCACUGGAACGAGCAGAGGAAAGUGAGAUCAUUUUAUGACUUGCUGGAAAAAGGUGAGAUCGGUGUUGUUGUGGAAGAAUAAAUCAUGUCCUAUGCCUCUGCCAUGGUGUUAUGGACAUCGUCAGAGUAUAUUUUGUUUUGUCAUUCUUUUUUGUUCCAAUUGUGUCUGAAUCUCAGGUUGCUGGUCCUUAGCCUUCUGACUUUGAAGAAUAAAUUUCUUGUCUAAGAUGUGCAGCACAUAAUUUUUCUACGUAAAUGUAUGAAGUUUAAUGUCUUCCACUCCA